AUGGAGACAAAGUUAUCUAGCAUUAAUAGAAAGGAGAUUGAUUAUCUUAUUGGCAGUGAGUGGGAAUUCUUUCAUUAUCCUGCUGUUGGUAUUUCUGGUGGCAUUCUUGUUAUGUGGAAUAGCAAGAUGGUGUCUUUUAAUGUUUUGGAAGCCACUUCUCAGGUGGUUAUUGGCAAUCUUUUGGUUCCUUCUCUAGGAACUUGGAGAAUUGCUACGGUGUAUGGUAGUAGAUGCUGCAAGGAGAGAAGUGAACUUUGGAAACAAUUGGAAAAGCAUUUGAUAAAUGACAUUCCUUCUAUUAUAGGAGGAGAUUUCAAUUGCAUUAUCAACAAAGAAGAUAAGAGAGGUGGAAAGAGAUUCUUAUUCUCUAAGGGGCCUAGGGAGAUGAAAGGUUUCAUGAUGAAUGCUGAUUUUCAUGAUAUAGGAUUUGUGGGAACUAGAUUCACCUGGUGUAACAACAAGGAGGGGAACUCUCGUAUCUGGGAGAGAUUAGACAGGUGUUUGGCUAAUUCUAUUGCUAUUCAGAAAAUUCCGGUAUCAGUUACUAGACAUCUUAUGAGAUUGGCGUCGGACCAUUGUCCAAUUGUUCUUAAAAUGGAUGAAAAGGUGCAGUUCAAAUCAAAGAAUAUCAUAUUUGAAGACACUUGGAGGUCUUAUCCAGCAUCCAAGAGUAUUGUUUUUCACUCUUGGAACAAGGACUCGGGUGAUGAAGCUGUGAUCCUGCAAAGAAAACUCAAUCGCACUCUUAAAGCUCUAUUCUUUUGGAAUAAGAACAAAUGCAGGAAUUUAAAUGCGUUGAAGGAAAAGUUGAAACAAGAAAUACUGGAACUUCAAAAUAAAGAAGCACUGGGAGUAAAUUGGUCGGGUGAUGACCUGGUGGCUUUAAGAAGUAAAGUACAUGAACUUAAUGUCACAUUGAAGAGGCUCUCCACUUGGUGGAAUCAAAGGGCUAAGGUUAGGUGGCAUGAAGAAGGAGAUACUAAUUCCAAUUUGUUUCAUUGUUAUGCCACGGCUAGAAGAACAGUGAACAUAAUAAAUCAAAUCAGAGAUGAACUAAACAAUGUAUAUGAUGAAGAUGAACAAAUUGAAAGAGUUUUUACCAGUUUUUUUGGAAAAAAAUGGAAGCAUAGGGAUUUCAUUACCUCGGAUUGGCCUGUAGUUUUUUAUUCUCAGAAAAUUUCUGAGGAAGAUAUCACGAUUCUCAGUGCAGAUUUUUCUGUUUUGGAGCUACAAAACUCUGUUUUUCAGCAAGACAAAAACAAAUCUCCUGGACUAGAUGGGGUUACUUACUCAUUCUACAAAAGCUAA
Messenger RNA from Dendrobium catenatum, 1308 nucleotides. RefSeq lists its product as uncharacterized. The coding region runs from base 1 to 1308 and encodes 435 amino acids. The record is from RefSeq and is a predicted model, not a curated record. NCBI's taxonomy places the organism in Eukaryota, Viridiplantae, Streptophyta, Magnoliopsida, Asparagales, Orchidaceae. The transcript has a single exon.